Molecule: messenger RNA, 1288 nt
Organism: Halichondria panicea
Lineage: Eukaryota; Metazoa; Porifera; Demospongiae; Suberitida; Halichondriidae
Exons: 6
Coding region: 85-1200 (371 amino acids)
Biological process (GO): cell division
Molecular function (GO): protein binding
Source: RefSeq, a predicted model, not a curated record
AAAGUGUCGACCUUUACCUAACCACGUGCAUACCUACAGUAUUUGAUAGAGAGAGACAGUAUCUCCUUGCAUGCUAUAUAAGCUAUGGGGCGAAGAGCAAAGCUAAAGAAAGCACGGGUACAGGCUCUGGCUACUGCCAAGGCUAAAAGAAAGCAGCAAAGAUCAGCCAAGCCCAAGACCACCACCUCCUCUUAUACUGUAGACGACCUUUUGACCCGUGCCGAGGAUGCCAUGGACGCAUUUCAACUGGAGUUGGCCGUCAAGUUUUGUGACAAGGCUCUUGGGUUAGAGCCAGACUGUGUGCGGGUGUUGGACACUCUCGGACCACUGUUACUGGAGACGGGGGAGGCAGACAGAGCACUCGAUUGUUUCAAGAGGAGCAUUGACCUUUCACCUCUGACCGGCCACUCCAAGUACCUGUACAUGGCCCAGUUGUCCGAGGGAGUGGUUGCCAUUGACUACAUCAAGAGGGGAAUUGAGAUCAUGACAAAACUGUUAGAGGGUGUGGGCGGUGGUGAAGCGUGUGCUAGUGUGGAGAGUGUGACUAGUGUGGAGCUGUCCAACGCCUACUGUGCUCUUGCUGAGGUCUACCUCACUGACUCGUGUUUUUCUGCUGAUGCUGGCUCCCUGUGUCAGGAGGCGUGUUCCAAGGCUCUGGAGUUGUGCUCUGGUAAUGCCGAGGCUCUGCAGGUCCAAGCAAGCUGUCUACUCAGUCUAGAGCGGACUGACGAGGCAAAAGAGACUCUCGUUAAGAGCGUGUCGCUAUGGUUACCUAGUGGCGAUGAUGUCACCGUGAUGUCAUUAGAAGGCGUGGCAGAUGUACCUCCGUAUUGGUCCAGAGUUAACACAGCCAAACUACUAUUGGAAAUGGGAGAACAUCAGACAGCGUUCCUAGUGCUAGAGGGGUUAUUGAAGGAUGAUGACGAGGUUAUUGCGGUGUGGUACCUCAUGGGCUGGCUGCACACGCUCACCAAGGAUGCUGACUCAGCAAGAUUCUACCUCGAACAAACUCUAACACUGUUCAGUAAACACGAGAGUGAUGAAGAGGACAUUUUAAAGCACACGCAAGAGUUGCUUGACGAGCUAGGACCCGCCAGUGACGAGUGUGAUGUAGGUGUGGCUUGUGAUGAUGUGGGUGGGGCUUGUGAGGAUGGUGACAGUAGUGAUGACCAGUGUGGCACAACUAUGGACACUAGCUAAUAGAGUGGCUACUGUCAUUGUUUGUUUUUAUUUGUUAUAAUUAUUUAUUUUGUUCAUUUAUAAAAUCAUGAAAAAUCGUAAAAAUUGA